CUUCCCUCUCAAGAGCGCGUGUCCCCGGCGCGCGUCGCCGUGCCACGCGGGACUGACCUCGCGCACUCCCGUGCCGUGUCACAACUUGUUUGCUGCUCCCGAAUAAAACCUUUCCACCGCUGCGUGCGGAUAGGCGGUCUUCAAAGAAAUCCUUAUUUGAAGCUCGCGUGGCCGAACUAACGAACUGACAAAACAGGGGGCGAUGCCUAAAGCGUUCUCCUCGUUGAUAUUCUCAUCCAAACCAACAGCUCCCGACCAGACGCCGCACAUUCUUCUCGGCUCCUGCUCCGAAUCACACCGUGUUGGUCUGGAGAUCGUGCGCGGAGCAACUGCGCCUGUCUUUGUCCGACUGUCCGCACCUGUGUGAGAGUUGACGCUCUCCCAGGUGGCUGCGCCAAUCCGCAGCGCGCGCUUCUCUCAGCUGAUACGUUUGAAAUCAAUGUUGCCAGAUCUUUGCAAAAGCCUCGAGUAACAGGUCGAUUUGUCUGAUCCCUUUGUUUACGGGGAUGAUAAUCAUUUCUUCAGUCUGGCAUCCUAUCGGAUUUAGAAUGGCAACCAUUUUUUUGAAAUUGUAAAAUUUAUCUCAAGAAAGUAAAACGCGCGUUUUUUUCCAUCAGAACGUCGAAGUGGGCGGCAGCGUAAGUGUUUUUGUUUUAGUUCUUUUGUUAGGGGGGGGGCUCUUGAACCCCCAGCACCCGGCGGCUCGUCGUGCACGUGAGACUGUGUCUGCAGCACCACGGACAGCUCCCGCUCCGCUGCACGCGCGGCGCAAACUUCAGCCGGCGACGACCCUCCUCCUCCUCCUCCUCCUCCUCCUCCUCCUCCUCCAUCUCCAUUCACCCGGCGGCUCCGGAGCAAUUCACCUGCCGCUCUUUGAUUUCUGGCUUUGUUUUUAAAAAACCUAAACAAAAACACACAAAAACCCAAAGCCCCCCUCAACCCCGCGGCGGAGGAGGAUGCUGCCGCGCCGGCUCGAUGCAGUUCACUCAUCGCACAGAAGCGCCGGAACGCGAGGGAGCCCGCACAGGCUGUAAUCUACAACAUCUCUGAAGAAGACAAGGACGGAGAGGAUGACAUUGAUCCUGUAAAUGGCCUCCGUGAGCCUUACUCUCCUUCUCUUCAGUGCUGCCAUCAUCCAAAGCUGACCAGACGCUGACCACAGAAACCACCGGCAGGACACUGACCUUAUUUUGCCCAGGGAUAUGUCAUUGGGGAAAUCCCCUGUGUUGGGGGUGCGCCCUGUGCCCCGACCACUCCGGCUGUCCCACCUCAGCCUGCUGUUCUUAUGUGUGUCUCUCUUUGCCCAGGCUCCCCAAGGUUUGCCUGUGGUAGGUUAUAACACUGACUUAAAGAGGGAGAUCACACUGGAUGGAGACUUGAUGAUUGGCGGCCUGUUCCCUGUGCACCAGAAGGGGGAGGCCGCAGAAGACUGCGGGAAGAUAAAUGCUCAGAGAGGGAUCCAGAGACUGGAGGCCAUGCUGCUGGCACUGGAUGAAAUCAACAGGGAUGAGCACAUCCUGCCUGGGAUCAGACUGGGCGCUCACAUACUGGACACAUGCUCAAAGGACACCUAUGCUCUGGAGCAGUCGCUGGAGUUUGUCAGGGCCUCCCUCACCAAAGUAGAUGACAGUGAGUACACGUGCCCCGACGGCUCCUAUGCCAUCCACGACGACGUCCCCCUGGCUAUCUCUGGGGUCAUAGGGGGCUCCUACAGUGACGUCUCCAUACAGGUGGCCAACCUGCUGCGACUCUUUCAGAUCCCUCAGAUCAGCUACGCCUCCACCAGCGCCAAGCUCAGCGACAAGACGCGCUAUGACUACUUCGCCCGCACCGUGCCCCCCGACUUUUACCAGGCCAAAGCCAUGGCAGAGAUCCUGCUUUACUUCAACUGGACCUAUGUAUCUACAGUGGCAUCAGAAGGUGACUAUGGUGAGACUGGGAUUGAUGCCUUCCAGCAGGAGGCCCGAGCCCGCCAGAUCUGCAUUGCCACCUCGGCCAAGGUCAGCCGCUCCAUGAGCCGUUGGAGUUACGAGAACGUGAUCCGCUCCCUGCAGCAGAAAUCCAACGCCAAGGUGGUCAUCCUGUUCACACGCAGCGAAGAUGCCCGUGAGCUGCUGGUGGCAGCCAACCGCAUGAACGUCACCUUCACCUGGGUGGCCAGUGAUGGCUGGGGGGCACAGGAGAGUGUGGUGAGGGGCAGUGAAGCUGUGGCAGAUGGGGCGUUCACCAUCGAACUGGCCUCCUAUCCUAUCCCUCAGUUUAACGACUACUUCACUGCACUGCACCCGUACAACAACACCAGGAAUCCCUGGUUCAGAGAGUUUUGGGAAAACCAGUUCCAGUGCAGCCUCCAUGAUCUGGGCUGUGGGAAGCAUUCGCUCCGCGAGGUUCCAUUUCAACCAGAAUCUAAGAUCAUGUUUGUCGUGAACGCUGUCUAUGCAAUGGCUGUGGCCUUACAUAACAUGAGACAGGCGUUAUGCCCCAACUCCACCAAAGUGUGUGACGCUCUAAAACCUGGCAAUGGCAGAAAGUUUUACAGGGACUACAUUCUCAAGGUCAAGUUUGACGCACCAUUCCGUCCACCAGACACAGAGAAUAUAGUCCGCUUUGACGGCUUUGGAGACAGCCUUGGCCGUUACAACAUUUUCCACUAUCACAAAGAGGGUGGACGCUACGUCUACCGAAAGGUCGGAUACUGGGCUCAGAGCCUGACCCUAAACACUAGCCUGAUCCCCUGGGCUGGCCAGGUUGCCCCCACCUCCCAGUGUAGUGACCCUUGCCGGAAGAACGAGGUGAAGAGUAUGCAGCCUGGAGAUGUGUGCUGCUGGAUCUGUAUCCCCUGUCAGCCGUUCCAAUACUUGCAGGACGAGUUCACCUGUGCUGACUGUAGUUUUGGCCAGUGGCCCCUCGCCAACCUGACAGGCUGCUACGACCUGCCUGAGGAGUACAUCCACUGGGAAGACGCCUGGGCCAUUGGACCCGUCACCAUUUCCACUCUCGGGAUGAUGUGUACGCUGUUUGUCGUUGGCCUCUUCCUUAAACACAAUGAAACACCCGUGGUGAAGGCCAGUGGUCGAGAGCUCUCCUACAUUCUUCUGCUGGGAGUGCUGAUGUGUUACAGCAUGACCUUCAUCUACAUCGCCAAACCUUCCACUGCAGUGUGUACACUGCGCCGACUAGGCUUAGGCACCUCCUUUGCUGUGUGCUACUCAGCCCUCCUAACCAAGACCAACCGCAUCGCUCGGAUCUUCAGCGGGGUGAAGGACGGAGCCCAGCGGCCUCGAUUUAUCAGCCCGGCCUCUCAGGUCGCCAUCUGCGGUGCUCUGAUCUCCUGCCAGCUGAUAGUGGUGGUGGUCUGGCUGCUGGUGGAGGCCCCAGGGGUGAGAAAGGAAGUGAGCCCGGAGAGGAGAGACGUAGUCACCCUCAAGUGUAACAGCAAGGACUCCAGCAUGCUCAUGUCUCUCACCUACAACUGCGUCCUCAUUAUCCUCUGCACGGUCUACGCCUUCAAGACCCGCAAAUGCCCCGAGAACUUCAACGAGGCCAAGUUCAUCGGGUUCACCAUGUACACCACCUGCAUCAUCUGGCUGGCUUUUCAGCCCAUUUUCUAUGUUACUGCCAGUGACUACCGGGUGCAGACCACCACCAUGUGCAUCUCCGUCAGUCUGAGCGGGUCGGUGGUGCUGGGCUGCCUCUUCGCUCCCAAGGUUCACAUCAUCCUGUUCCAGCCGCAGAAGAAUGUCAGCACCCUCCGGGUGGCCACCACCCGCUUCAGCGUCACUACAGGCCCGGGCUCCAGUUUCUCUCAAGGUGCCACCUUGAUACACAAAGACUAAAGCAUAGUAACACCAAAAACAUCAGCCUCCAAUGUUGUUCCAACAGUGUGUAAUGGACGAGAGGUGGUGGACUCCACAACAUCCUCCUUGUGAAGAUCGGCCGAGUUCCUCUGCCAAGCGUUGUAAACAGAGUUAUUUAAUCACUAGUCCUGGAUCAGGUGUCUCAGAUAUUAAAGAGGUCACACAGACGAUUGUCCUGACUUAGUUGUCCUCAAAGUGCUGUGAGUACAAUGUCCCAAUUAUUUCAUUUUGUUCUUUGACUCUUAGGGAUUUUAAAUGACAUGCCAAUACAGUCGCAUAUAGCCCUUCUUUUUAUUGAGGAUUCUACUUGCAACAAUGGAGUAAAUUAUAGUAAAUCUGUUAAAUGUAAUAUAUACAAAACGUUUUUAAUGUAGAUUUUGGUGAACGAGUUUGUGCUUUCUUGUAAUUUAUGUAAAUAAAAUGUGUUUUUUAUUAAUACUAAAA
This is a messenger RNA of Scophthalmus maximus (turbot), 4301 nucleotides long. It is a transcript of the gene grm2a, whose product is annotated as glutamate receptor, metabotropic 2a. The transcript has 6 exons. Lineage: Eukaryota; Metazoa; Chordata; Actinopteri; Pleuronectiformes; Scophthalmidae. Bases 1203 to 3836 code for a protein of 877 amino acids. Gene Ontology annotation, biological process: regulation of synaptic transmission, glutamatergic; G protein-coupled glutamate receptor signaling pathway. The record is from RefSeq and is a predicted model, not a curated record. Gene Ontology annotation, cellular component: membrane. Gene Ontology annotation, molecular function: group II metabotropic glutamate receptor activity.